Molecule: messenger RNA, 2120 nt
Organism: Stegostoma tigrinum
Lineage: Eukaryota; Metazoa; Chordata; Chondrichthyes; Orectolobiformes; Stegostomatidae
Exons: 11
Coding region: 147-1796 (549 amino acids)
Biological process (GO): positive regulation of apoptotic process; motor neuron apoptotic process; negative regulation of apoptotic process
Cellular component (GO): plasma membrane; cell surface; external side of plasma membrane
Molecular function (GO): protein binding; tumor necrosis factor receptor activity
Source: RefSeq, a predicted model, not a curated record
UCCUGACUCAUUUCCUUUCCGACCGCAGGCGGUCGAGUUGCUUUCUUUGAAGGAUCGCCUUCUAAGUUGUCGCUAGUUGGUUAGCGCCGUGUGGGCUUUUUCUCCGCUGUAUCUGACCGUCUGAGGCUUGGAGGUGGCCGGGGACGAUGACGGUGAGAGAGAGUUGGCAGCGAAACGUCGGUCGCAUGACCUUGUCACUGCUGGUGUUAGCGUUACCGGUCUCAGUUCAAGGACUGUCUCUACAUGGGAAGCACAACACAAUUGCAGAACAGAAUCAUGAAAACCAGGUCAAGAGUGCAUUGACUCAAAACAAUUGGACUGCUCAAGAUUUUCAUUGCCCUAAAGAGAACUAUUACCCAGUUAGUGCCAAUCUAUGUUGCCUCAAGUGUCCUGCAGGAGCCUACGUGGCUGAAAACUGUAACACACCUUAUACCAGGGGGAAGUGCCAGCCUUGUACUGAUGGAGAAGACUAUACUGAAUGGCCUAAUGGUCUGGACAGUUGCCUGGCCUGCCACUCUUGUCGAGAAGAUCAGGAAGUAGUGUCUCAUUGUACAGCACAGAACAAUACCGUGUGCCAGUGCAAAGCAGGAAGAUUCUGUUCACCAGAGCAGUCCUGUGAGAUAUGUCGGAAGUGUAAAGCCAGCUGUCCAGAAGAUCAGACUGUGAAAGCUGAAUGUACUCCAACAUCAGACACUGUGUGUGAAGCAAAACAAUCCUCUGCAGGUACUCUUUCCCGACGUACAAUUGCUUUGAUUGUAAUCGUUCUUGUCCUGAUUUUUGUAUUUGUCUGUCUGGUUGUCUGGUGUAAGAAAACUGAAUUCGGCAAGACAGCUGGAUGCUUCCAGACUACGAGAUGCAAAAUCCCGUGGCGCAAUAAGUAUACAAUCGUCAGUUCGGUGUUAAACAUGUUGAUGCCCAAAAUGGACAAUGGAGGUCACCAGGAAAAGGGAACAAGACAAGACCGCGACAGGACAAUGCAGGAUGUGGUCACAGAAUCAAGCUUUCACACAGCUUCAGCAAAUCCUAAGAACUGGCAUGGCCAACGAAUGAGAGAUUCUGACUAUGAAUUUGCGCCGACAGGAGACAUUCCAGUGCAGGAUGUUAGGAGCCUGGGUACAAUCAGUGGAGGAGGGAGAGCAAGUGAAAUGGCAGGCCUUGGAAAAACAGACAGUAAUUGUAACCAAGAUUGGAAUGAGAGGAUGAGUUUGUUGCCGAGCUGCUCAACUACCUCAACAGAAUCCCAUGCUGAAAGUCUCCUGCAGAGCCCGACUGGGAUGACCUCUGGCUCCCUGACCGAUCCUUUGAUGGGGAUAAUUCAACCUGAACAACGGAUGAAAAUUUUCAGAUCAAAUCACACUGGAGCUAAGGACAAUGAUAAGAGAGAUGCUGCCAAUUCAGAGAGUUCAUUGCUGAAUUCAUUCAGCACUCUGCAUCUGGAGCAGUCUCCUGAUAAAUACAAGGAAAGCCCUCACCCUUUUCAGCUGGCUGAAGAAUUGUCUAAAAGCAAAGGUUUGUUGCAGUAUUUCCCAUGCUUUCUCGAUCAUGUCCCUAUCAGAAGAUGGAAGGAGUUUAUGCGAAAACUUCAACUAACUGAAAAUGAGAUUGUCGAGGCUGAACGCAACAAUGUAAAUGACAUUAGGGAAGGACACUAUCAGAUGCUUCGUACUUGGUUUCAGAAAGAGGGUAACAAAGCCUCAAUUACGUUUCUGCUGCAGACUCUAUAUGACAUGGAACUGGUGAAAGCAACAAAUGACGUAUACCAAUCUAUACUUAAUGAUGGAACCAAAGAGCACUGAAUUUUGGGAAUGAUUUUACAGAAAUUUUUGAUCAGAAGUGCAAGUGGUUGCACGAGGUCUGCUGGGGCUCGCACGGACUGACAUUGCACAGCACUUUUGGCUUGGAAAAUUAAAAUGGACUCUUGUGUUCAGUGACUACAGACUAUACUGAAACACAAGGACUGCAUAGAAUGGCAGUAUAGAACACAGAAUGUGUCACUACCUCCAUCCUUUUUUUAAAUCAAUUCAGUAUUGGUUACCAAGGAAGUUUAAGCGCUUGCCUAGAGUAACUAAACUGGCAUUUGUUAGAAGUUAGCGAUAUUUGUAUUUUUUAAGACUUUUUUA